UUGGCUGUUUCAAUAACUAUUCUCCAAAUCAGGUUUGGAAGACUCAUCCUGUAUUAGCAGUAGUUUUUUGGAUGAUGAACAGACAGAUAAGUUGUGAGCAGACAGUUCUUUCCAUUUUGUUGAUUAUGGAUAUUUAAUGUUAAUAUUGUUUUACCAGCACUGUCCUUAACAGUCUUUUUUUAAAAUCUAUCCACAAUAGCAACUGAUAUUGUAUAGAGUAUGACAACUAUUGUGCAAUAUACAGACUUAGUUUAUCACAGAAUUGAUUAUUGAUUUAUUCUGACAGGAGAAAUCUUUUAAAUGUUGUGGUCUUGUGUGAACAAUACUAUCUUUCAGCCAUGUGUUGUCACACAAUGACUGCAGUCAGGAAGUACUGUACUUUAUGUUUUGUUAUUGAUAAUGCACAUGUCAUGUGGUGAUGCUGACCGUUCAAUGUCGUGCAACUCCACGGAGUCCUUACACCACAACGGAUGUAUACAUUUGAGGAACAAAUUUUAUGCAAGUAUUGACACGUUAACUGCAGAACAAAACAUUUACUGCCUCAUGGAGCGGCACUAUGUGCAGUCAGCUCCCAUUCUGAAACAAAAACAGUUUGGUCAUAUAAUCAUUUGUCAUCGCAUUUUUUUCGACAAUAAACGAAUAGCAAAUACUGAAAAUGACCAAAAAAAAAAAAAAAGGAAAUAGUUACUUUAUUCCAACAAUCUGGUUUGUAAGGAUUGUUUUGUUUUUAUUUAUCCUGUCUGUAAAGCCUGUGCACGCUGUCUCCAUUCUGCGUUAUUUGAGCGCAUCCACCACGUUCAAAAGGCUCCAAGACGUAAAUAUCACGCGGAUCAGAAUCUGGCCAGCAACAUUUCUCCGCUCGCGCUUUUAAAUUUUUGUAUUAUUUUCACACUGUAACUGUGAAAUGCUGCGUCUUAAUUUGUCUGCUUUUUUGAAGAACGGUUUGAACACACACACACACAUAUAUGGAGUGUUAUUUCGGUCUGUCAGCUGACCGCGCUUGUGAUUUUAACUUGAACCGGGAAGUUCAGGGCCGUUCAUAGUGUUAAGAACAUAAAAUCCUGUUUUUACAAGUAAAACCACGAGAUUCAAGUACUGUAGUAUCAGACAUGAACCAUGUGGAACAAGUCUGGACCUACUUAUAUAUUUUUGUGCGUUUUCAUAGCACUUCUCACAGUGUUUCUAUCCAGCGGGAGGGCUCACAGGUUUGGAGAGUAUGAGUUAGUUCUGGACGGGACAUGGCGGUUACAGAACUCUAAUGGUUCCGUGUCACUCCAGGCACAAGUACCCGGAUGUGUCCAUACAACACUGCAGCAACAGCAGCUUAUUGAGGAUCCAUACUAUCGGUUUAAUGACCUGGUCUACAGAUGGAUCUCUCUAGAUAACUGGACGUACACCACUUCGUUCACUGUGCCUGUCUAUGUCAAAGAGAGUAGGAGAGCUGUUCUCAUAUUUGAAGGUGUGGACACAAUCUCCACUAUAUCUCUAAAUGGAGUCGUCAUCGGAAAGACAGACAACAUGUUCCGGAGAUACGACUUUGAGGUUGCAGGACUACUUAAGGAAGUUAAUGUUCUGGAAGUGUGGCUCAUGUCAGCCGUGACCUACGCAGCAGAGCGAAGUCAAGCCCACACUUCAUACAAAGUCCCCCCAGAAUGUCCUCCUGAUGUACAGAAAGGAGAGUGUCAUGUAAACUUUAUUCGAAAGGCACAGAGCUCAUUUAGUUGGGAUUGGGGGCCAUCUUUCCCCACUCUUGGCAUCUGGAAGGGUGUUCGUCUACAAUCAUUUAAUACCCUUAGGCUGUUGAGCUUUAUCGCCAAUCCAAAAUAUGACUCUGUCCUGUCAUGCUGGACUGUGGAAGUAGAGUUGUUCUUUGAUGUUACUGUAGCCUCAGUGGGUGUUGUCCAUGUGUCUGUGCCACAGUUACAGUCAGAGGCGAAAUUUCCUCUUUCUCUUACACCUGAACAAAGUAACACAUCCGUACUCCUUCAGAUCAACCAGAGUGUUACAGUGGAUCUGUGGUGGCCCUUUGGACAUGGACAACAACCUCUGAAGGAUCUUUUAAUAGAUAUCAUCAUGGACAGUGGAGAGACAUUUCAUGCAGAGAGACUGGUUGGUUUCCGUACUGUGGAGUUGGUACAGGAACCUAUUCCUGCUUCUCCUGGCCUCAGCUUCUACUUCCGUAUCAAUGGGCAACCCAUCUUCCUGAAGGGCUCAAACUGGAUCCCGGCUCAUGCCUUCCAGGACCAGAUUACUGCAGUCAAUUUGACUCAAUUGCUCGUGUCUGCACAGAUGGCAAACAUGAAUGUUUUGAGAGUGUGGGGAGGUGGAAUCUAUGAACAAGAUCUCUUCUAUAUUCUGUGCGAUCAGCUAGGCAUCAUGGUUUGGCAAGACUUCAUGUUUGCAUGCGCUCUAUAUCCUACAGACCAAGAUUUUAUUGCGUCGGUGCGAGAGGAGGUCAUUCAACAGGUAAGACGGCUGAAGUCGCACCCGUCUGUGGUCAUCUGGAGCGGAAACAACGAGAACGAGGCAGCUAUAGCAAACAAUUGGUUCUUUAUUCCUCCUGCUGAGAAGCCUCGCUAUGUGAAGGACUACGUUCAACUGUAUGUGCAGAAUAUCAGAGAGAUUGUACUGCAGGAGGAUAACACAAGACCUUUCCUGGUGUCUAGCCCAACCAAUGGUGUGGAAUCUGAGGAAGAAGGCUGGGUGGCCCAGGACCCUUAUGACACUCAUUAUGGAGACGUCCACUUCUAUAGCUACCUCACUGACUGUUGGAACUGGACGAAAUUUCCCCGCGCCCGCUUCGCCUCUGAGUACGGCUUUCAGUCCUGGCCCUCACUGUCCACCCUCAGUAAGGUGUCAGUCGCUACAGACCAAGAUUUCAACAGCGAGUUCUCACAACAUCGACAGCACCAUGAGUCUGGAAAUCUGCAGAUGCUUCAGCAAGCAUCCCUACAUUACAUCCUUCCCAACAACACAGACCUCAGGCAAAGAUUCCAAGACACUAUAUAUAUCACCCAGGUCAUGCAGGCACAGUGUGUAAAAGCGCAGACAGAAUUCUACCGCCGCAGUCAGAGUGACAUUGUUGACGGUAAAGGGCACACCAUGGGUACCCUCUACUGGCAGCUGAAUGAUAUUUGGCAGGCACCCUCCUGGUCAUCUAUAGAGUUUGGUGGAAAAUGGAAAAUGCUGCACUAUCUGGCUGUGCAUUUCUUCAGUCCUCUCAUAUCAGUGGGGGUUGAGGAUAAAGGAGACUUGCUGAUCUAUGCUGUCUCUGAUAGGAACAAAGAUUACACUCUGAAAGUUACUGUGAAAUUAUACCAGUGGAGCAGUUUUACUCCACAGUGUUCUCUGGAGUCGGAUCAGACAGUGGUGAAAGGGGGUGGGGUCACAAAGGUGUUUCAGUCUCCAGUCUCAACGGUGCUAAAGAAUUGUGGAAAUUGCACUCGAAAAUCAUGCGUAGUCACCUUUGUCCUCAGUGGCCCAGAAGGUGUAACGAGUCCCUCCAACCACCUGUUCCUCAGCUCACCAAAAGAUGCUGAGGGCCUCCAAAAACCCAACAUCACGUUCAGUGUGGAGGAUACUGGGAGGAAGAUCAUGGUGAAUCUCUACUGCUCAUCACCUGCACUGUUUGUAUGGCUGGAUGUGGACGAUAUUCCUGGCUUCUUUGAUGCUAAUGGUUUCUUGAUGAUAUCUGAGAAAUACACUGUUUAUUUCACAAAAUGGGGAGCCACCACCAUUCAGGAGUUCACUACCAAGCUGCACAUUACUUCCCUCCGAGACAUCUACUGAGAGUGUGUUGUGUUGGUGUGAGUGAGCAGACAUGUACGCAGUGUGUUUACCAUUCUUCAUUUUGAAUGCAGUGUUUCUGUACUCUGUACGGUGGUACAGUGGGUAGUGUUGCCACCGCACAGCUCUAGGGUCCCUGGUUCGAACGUGAGCUUGGGCUACUGUCUGUGUGGAGUUUCAAAUGCUCUCCUGUGUCCAUGUGGAUUUCCUCCAGGUUCUCUGAUUUUCUCCCACCACCCAAAAAUAUGCCACUAUAAAAUGGUGUGAAUGAGUGUGUGAAUGUGUGUGUGCAUAUCCAUUGUGAUAGAUGGGUGUCUCAUUCGUGGUUUGUUGCAGUCUUGCGCACACUGUAAAAAAAAUUUACUGUAAAUUUUACAGCAAUUUAUUGCCAACAGGGUUGCCAAUAAAGGACUGUAAAAAAUGAGAAUAAACAACUGUAAACAUAUGUACAGUAACUUACUGUAAAAUCUUACAUAGUAUAAAAUAACACAUAACUCAGUAUAUUUGCUCAUUUGGCUGAUGCUGAAGCUAGUCGAGGUGUUUCAGUGGGGAAGGCUUUGAGUUGCAGAUUGGAAAGUUGUGUGGUCAUAUCUCAGCAAAAAUGAGCUGCUAUGCAUGUGUCCUUGAGCAAGACCUUUCAGCUCAGUUGUAAGGUUGUUAUUAUUAUUAUUAUUAUUAUUAUUGUAAAGCAUCAGCCAAAUGAGCAAAUGUGCCGGGUUGUGUGUUAUUUUACACAAUGUAAGAUAUUACAGUACUUUACUGUAAAUAUAUUUACUGUUGUUUAUUGUAAUUUUUUACAGUACUUUAUUGGCAACCCUGCUGUCUAUAAAUUACUGUAAAAUUUACAGUCAGUUUUUUUUUCCACAGUACAAUCUUGAGUGUUCCUGGGAUGAGCUCUGGAUCCACUGAUGAUGAAUGAAUGAUUCUUUUUUUUUUUUUUUUUUUCUUUCAAAAAAAAUUCAAGGAUUCUAGCUUCCUAAAGAGGUACUUGUAACUUGAAGUUUUUUAAUAGGUUACAAUUCAAAAAUCAAAGAAUAUCUGUAUAUCUGUUUUGUUAUGCUUUGUAUGUCCUCAACAAAAAAAAAAAUAAAAAGAAAAA
This is a messenger RNA of Pangasianodon hypophthalmus (striped catfish), 4885 nucleotides long. RefSeq names its product mannosidase, beta A, lysosomal (gene manba). Gene Ontology annotation, molecular function: beta-mannosidase activity. The transcript is spliced from 17 exons. Gene Ontology annotation, biological process: glycoprotein catabolic process; carbohydrate metabolic process. Lineage: Eukaryota; Metazoa; Chordata; Actinopteri; Siluriformes; Pangasiidae. The coding region runs from base 1117 to 3789 and encodes 890 amino acids. The record is from RefSeq and is a predicted model, not a curated record.